AUGUCUCACACGCCGAGACCUCAGAGCAGACAACGGGAUCCACCUCCCGCUCUUUUCCUUCAUCCUUCUCCUUCAGCCUCCAAUGCCUCUCUACCACCAAAUGGUCCACCGCCUAGUGUUCCCUUUCUGGGCCAGCCCAACCUGACGCCUGGCUACCGCUCAAAUGCUGAGCGUGCACCUUCUGUCCGUUCCGGCACCGUUCUCACUCCGAGCCCCCAGCGGCCUGGCCUCUUUCCCGCGGAAAGCACUCGAGCAACUGGUGACCGGACGGACCUCUUGUGGUCUGAGAUGCAAGCAACUCUCGAAGACGUUGAACUUUCAGCGUCUGGAGGAACUCACGUGUUUGGGCCUGAUCAUGACCGCAAGCUGGCCGAUCUAAGAGCUGCCCAGAUUGCACUCGCUCAAGCCUGGGCCAGGAGUGAAGCAGACGAUGUGAUAGAGACGGCGCAGCACGACCAUGCCUCCAUGGCCAGUGAAGAGGUUCGAAACUUGAAGGCAACGCUGGGCGACAACUCAAAGUCAGGCAUCGAUGGGACAGAUGGAGGGAAAAGCACAGUUGGAAGCAGCAGCAUCCCACGUCCUAAUAGUAGCGGGGCAGGAGUUGAGGGACUUGGUGACAAGCUGGAAGAAGAGACAGAGGUGGAUAUUCUCCUUGCACGAAAGAGGAGAGAAGCCAACGAUCGGUAUUUCCAGCGAGUCAACCAAGGAGUUAUUGACGUUGUCACCCGAUUGGAGGAUGUUGCUCUUGCCAUGAGGGCUGUUGAGCAAGAAAGCAAGGAGGUGUGGAAUGAAACUGAAGGUGUUCCCGGAGUCAUGGGAACAUAA
Fusarium keratoplasticum is the source of this 825-nucleotide messenger RNA. RefSeq lists its product as uncharacterized. Bases 1 to 825 code for a protein of 274 amino acids. The record is from RefSeq and is a predicted model, not a curated record. Lineage: Eukaryota; Fungi; Ascomycota; Sordariomycetes; Hypocreales; Nectriaceae. The transcript has a single exon.